This is a messenger RNA of Spodoptera exigua (beet armyworm), 3017 nucleotides long. The record is from the annotation of a GenBank genome assembly. NCBI's taxonomy places the organism in Eukaryota, Metazoa, Arthropoda, Insecta, Lepidoptera, Noctuidae.
UUAUUAUCAGACUGGAGAGUAUAAUUUUAAUGAUAUAUUUCCAAUGAUAAUGGGUCGGUACUACUCGGUUUGUUGUUUCCGUUCAGUGUCGAGUUAACUUUAUACGCGGGAGGUCGUCACGAUGGCUGUCCGUUUAGGCGUGAAUAUUUUACGUAAAUGUACAGGUAAAACCGGUACUCGAUGCAUGUCACACUAUCCAAUCGACGAAUACGUGUUUGGACUGAGCGCUGAACAACAACAACUCCGCCAGUCGGUGUUUGACUUUGCACAAAAAGAGUUGGCGCCAAAAGCAGCCGAAAUAGACAAGAACAACAACUUCCCAGAAUUAAGGGAUUUUUGGAAAAAAUGUGGGGAAUUGGGCUUGUUGGGUAUUACCGCAGACCCCAAGUUUGGCGGCACCGGAGGAAAAUACUCAGACCAUUGUAUCAUCAUGGAAGAACUUUCAAGAGCUAGCGGCGGGAUAGCACUGUCAUACGGAGCACAUUCCAAUUUAUGCGUCAAUCAAAUCAAUAGGAACGGGUCUGAUGAACAAAAGAGCAAAUAUUUACCAAAGCUAUGUUCAGGAGAGCAUGUAGGGGCUCUAGCCAUGUCGGAGCCAGGUUCAGGAAGUGACGUCGUAUCAAUGAAGUUGCGAGCAGAGAAGAAAGGAGAUUACUACGUACUCAAUGGAAACAAAUUCUGGAUCACUAAUGGACCCGAUGCUGAUGUUUUAGUGGUAUACGCCAGAACAGAUCCCUCCGCGAAGCAACAACACGGCAUAUCAGCGUUCCUCAUAGAGAAGAACUUCCCAGGAUUCAGUACAGCACAGAAGUUGGACAAACUCGGAAUGAGGGGAUCUAAUACUUGUGAAUUGGUGUUUGAAGACUGCAAGGUGCCCGCAGCAAAUCUCCUAGGUGAGGAAAACAAAGGUGUUUAUGUGCUUAUGUCAGGAUUAGACCUGGAACGACUGGUUCUAGCUGCUGGUCCUGUCGGGCUUAUGCAAGCUGCAGUGGACACCGCCUUCGCAUAUGCACACACUAGGAAACAGUUUGGAAAGCCUAUCGGAGAAUUUCAGUUGUUACAGGGUAAAAUGGCAGACAUGUACACAACGUUGAGUGCAUGCCGCAGCUACCUGUACAGUGUCGCCAAAGCCUGCGAUGAAGGCCACGUCAAUAGUAAGGACUGCGCCGGAGUCAUUCUAUACUGCGCUGAAAAAGCUACUAAAGUGGCUUUGGACGCCAUACAAAUCCUAGGUGGUAAUGGCUACAUCAAUGAUUACCCAACAGGCAGACUACUCAGAGAUGCAAAACUUUAUGAGAUUGGAGCUGGAACCUCUGAAGUGAGAAGAAUGUUAAUUGGCCGAGCACUCAACAAUGAAUACAAAUAAAAUAAAAUAGUCACUAUGUGAUAAAAUUUGUAAUUAUUUAUUAAAGUUUUUAAAAAAACUUUUAAACUAUUUUUGUUAUUGCUAAGUACCUUGUAAACUAGACUAUUUUUGUUAGCUGCUCAAUAUGAAAAUGCAUGAACACAUUUUUUUCUUAACACUUAUGAUAUUCUAAGGUGACUAAAAAUAAAACAAAGUGACUAAAUAUUGGCAGGUAAGAAAUGCUAAUAGGGGUCAACAAUCUUUCAGCAUAAUUCUUGUAUGAUUGUAUUCAAAAUAUUCUGGCAUUGAAGCCAAAUUAGCACCAUACAUAAAUAAUACAUUGAUAUUUAUUCCCACCAAAAGCUUACUGAAAAACUAAUGGACAGUGACUCAACAAAAUGCCACCAUUUUGGUGGGAUAUAGAGCAUUUGGCCUGGUUUAAGUCUGCAAUAAUAAGGCUUACUACUUCUAUAUUUAGGAUAUUUAUCUAGAUCAGGUUGCCUUGGGUCCACUUGUGCUGUAUUAUUCAGCAGCUCAUGUUCAUGGGGAUAGAGGAACUCUGAGUCUGAUGGAGCAAAUAAGAACAAUUGCUUUUCUCCUACCACUUGAGUAAGUAAGUUUUUCUUUGGAUCAUGGUGGAGUGGAGAAACUGUUCCUUUGGGCCCAUACCAUGCCAUAACAUCAACAGGUUCAUUGCUAUCAGAGAAACAGCAGUAUUCAGGCUCAGUGAUAUCACUUUUCAGUUCAGGGAUUUGGUCAAAUAGUUGGUACUGAGCAAGGUACCCAGUGGGGCCUUCAGUCUGAUAAAUAUACUGUUUAACAAACUCUUCUAUUGUAAUCAGUCUUUGCGUCCAAUCUGUGUCUGUGUACUUGCUCCCAAUUUCUAUAGACACUGUUCUAGGGCCAGCUAGAUUUAUAAAAUAGUUUUGGUCUUUCCAUUUUUCCAAGGCUGGCCAGUGAUUUAUACAGUUGUCUAAAACAACAGGUUUCUCCGCUAAAAUGUAAUUUUUGUAGAAAUGCUCCAUACUUGGACAGUCAAUACUCUCUAUUUGGAUAGCAUUGAAUUUAUCAGCUUGUGACGUAUCACUACUUGCUUUAUUUUUUUCUUUGGUUGAUGUGUCCUUCAAUACUAAACUCUUUUGAACAUUUACAGUAUUUAAUAUAGAUGCACAGUUUUGCAGGAGUCGUGGUUCUUUGUCUAAAGGACAACCAAAUAGGAUACCAAAAUCUAUUAUUUUAUAGGCCUGCUUUAUUAUUGUAUCGGUAUCUUCAUCGGAAAAUCUUACGUGAGCUAAUAAUUUUAAAUAUGUAGCAAUAGUAAUAGCUUUCCGGAUAAACAAUUUCACUUCUUUCCAAUUUCCAAUGUUGAUUUUUUCGUACAUAUAAUCUAAGAUAGCUUGAAUCCUUAUCGUAGAAGACGGAUCAGUUGACUCAGUGCUAUUGAUAUACCUUUGCAAUAAUGAUUUAGAAGCUGGAUCUAAAUCUUCAAUUUCAGGCAACGCUGUAGCAACACAAGUCUUGUAUUCUUCUAAUUUAUAACAAAUUUCACGUAAUGCUAACAUCUUCACAGUUUAAAUCAAUUUUGGGGUACAUAAAUCCGCUUUUCGUUCAAUGUUUACAACUUUCUAACCUGCAAGUAUAGUAAAUUGACAUCAAUGACAUGACAUCAUUU